AUGCCGACCCACAAGGUGAUCUGCGUCCCUGAUAGGGGCGCGUUCAAAGUGAGGGUCAUAACUGCCGGUCCGGCUGCAUUGCAGUCGUUAGCUCACCAGGUACGCAAGGUCCUUUACCGGACCGUCCUUCCCUUCUUGCCCACACGGUGGGCUUUGGUGGAUGGCGGUCUACGUAAGUUCCUCAACCAAGUGGCAUUGCCACCCGGUGCGGAACAGAUGGGUUUAGGACCCUGGGUGGCGCUAUCAUAUGACAUGAAAGCAGCCACUGAUCGAUUCCCGCAUUAUCUCAUAGAGAGCAUCAAUGAUGCAAUCGAAUCCAAUCUUACAGCGGUUCAGCGCGCCUCCCCAAAUUGGGUGGCACAUCGCAGCCUCUCGGGGCCGCAGAAGCUGAACUACGGGGAUGAGGAAAAUGAAGAUAUUAUUAUUUCUUCCUGUGGGAACUUGAUGGGCACCGCCCCUAGCUGGUCACUGCUUAAUCUGUUCAACUAUUCGUUGUUCAGAAUUGCGUGGUCCAUUUGGAGCGAUCGUGCCCUACGGAGAAGGUAUCCUGAGUUGGUCUCCGCCACCGCUUCACGGUCCGAUAAGUAUCGUACCCCAGCGGUUUGGCGGAAGUUAUUACAGGUCACCCGGCUGGUGAUCGGUUCAGAGGAUGAGCUGAAACAUUGUUUUGGCUAUCCUCGGUCUCUCCCGAAGUUUAACACAUUGUGCGCACUAUGUGGAGAUGAUCUGGCUGCUGUUUGCCCGUUAGGGGUCGCUGUCGUUUACGAGCUUCUUUUGGAGCUGGCGAACGGUCGUGCUUCCCCAGGCAAACAUUAUAUACAGCCCUUCCGGCCGGGCUCCUACAUGCUAUUAGCAGAGGAGUUCCUUUCUAUAGGAGAAUUACAAGAAACGAUUAAAGAAAUAGAAUCAGGAAAUUUUGAUAUGGACAACGAUAUUGUAUUUUUAACAAGAAAAGAAAGGGAAUUAGGAUCCGACGGUGGAAGAACUUACUGCUCUCAAACAUUUAGACAACGUUUGCAACAGACUGUAUGUGAAGGCAAUAUCAAAAAGAGCAUUUUUCCAUAUUUCCCUCAACAAACCAUGUCCGAUUCUGAAUUAGCAGAAUUAGCAGAACAAGAAGGUAGCAAGCUGGUCCACCACGUUUGUGUGGAACAGGCCUUCGGCUUACCAGCUCCUAUCUCUGUCCCUACUUGGGACGAGGCAGAGCCAGAGAUCUCUCUUCCAGAGAGAUACAUGCCGACCCACAAGGUGAUCUGCGUCCCUGAUAGGGGCGCGUUCAAAGUGAGGGUCAUAACUGCCGGUCCGGCUGCAUUGCAGUCGUUAGCUCACCAGGUACGCAAGGUCCUUUACCGGACCGUCCUUCCCUUCUUGCCCACACGGCGGGCUUUGGUGGAUGGCGGUCUACGUAAGUUCCUCAACCAAGUGGCAUUGCCACCCGGUGCGGAACAGAUGGGUUUAGGACCCUGGGUGGCGCUAUCAUAUGACAUGAAAGCAGCCACUGAUCGAUUCCCGCAUUAUCUCAUAGAGAGCAUCAAUGAUGCAAUCGAAUCCAAUCUUACAGCGGUUCAGCGCGCCUCCCCAAAUUGGGUGGCACAUCGCAGCCUCUCGGGGCCGCAGAAGCUGAACUACGGGGAUGAGGAAAAUGAAGAUAUUAUUAUUUCUUCCUGUGGGAACUUGAUGGGCACCGCCCCUAGCUGGUCACUGCUUAAUCUGUUCAACUAUUCGUUGUUCAGAAUUGCGUGGUCCAUUUGGAGCGAUCGUGCCCUACGGAGAAGGGCGGGUAACUACGUGCGCUUCUUUACAAGAAGGGCAACGUCUUACCCUGCUCGCCAGUCCGGUCCGUCUCAGGCUUCGGACUUUGUUGGGUUGCUGGAGGACUUGGAAAGUCCCGUCGCAGCCCUCCUUCCCCUAGUUCGAGUGCCGGUUUUCCCGGUUUAUACGGGUAAACCGGGUAGGAAGCGAAUCGCUUCCACUUGUAACGCAUUGUGCUGCGCCUUUAUCAGCGUAUGGCCGUCCUGUCAAUUUGAUUUGACGGCCAAUGUUGCCAACUGCCGUGCGAUGGCCGGCCUAAGAGACAUUGUCUCCUGGGUCUUGCGCGCGUACGGCGGUAACGGAGAGGCCUUCGUCGCCAAGUCCCUUAAGGGGCUGGCGGCAUGGCUUCGUUUCCUGGCUGGCAACCAGCUACAUGCUAAACCUCCCCCUCUGCUGCGCUUCCCCUUCUCCAAUGAAGUGGGGGAAGUCUCGCCGGAUUUGCUCUUCCGAGGUAGCAUUGCUAACUCGGCGAAAUGCCAGAAGUCGCUGUUGCGAUUUUCUCGCUUCGCCAGAGCGCUGCCAGCUGGCGGGGGGUGGGCCGUGGAAAUUUCCUUGCGCGAACAUCGUCGCGAGGCUACCUCUUGCCCCCCAGUCUUGCCCGCACUUGCAGACCGCUUCUUUGAAGUGGUCCAAAAAGUGACUAAGGACAAGUUGGAAGGGCUGGAGGAUCCCGGAUUCACCCUUUCAAGCAGUGCUUGUUUGGAGAGAACCCGCGCCUGA
Molecule: messenger RNA, 2532 nt
Organism: Phyllotreta striolata
Lineage: Eukaryota; Metazoa; Arthropoda; Insecta; Coleoptera; Chrysomelidae
Source: the annotation of a GenBank genome assembly